Molecule: messenger RNA, 505 nt
Organism: Thamnophis elegans (Western terrestrial garter snake)
Lineage: Eukaryota; Metazoa; Chordata; Lepidosauria; Squamata; Natricidae
Product: adenosylhomocysteinase 3-like
Exons: 2
Coding region: 74-505 (143 amino acids)
Source: RefSeq, a predicted model, not a curated record
GGCGUGUCCAGCCUGAGGUGAGCCAGCCGGGCGGACGGACGGACGGGCGGGCGAGCCGAGCGCGGCUGCGGGGAUGAUGUCGGUGCGGGUGGCGGCCCCGCCGGCCGUGGAGCUGAAGGAGCUGGCCGGGCCUCUGGACAAGGCCCCCGCCGCCUCCGCCCCCGGGCCCUGCUCGCCCGGCCCGGCCUUGGCGAGCGAGAAAGCGGCGCCGGCGCCCCCCGGCUCGGCUGCAACCAAAGCCCCCCAGGCCUCGGCCAUGAAGCGCUGCGAGCCGCCGCUCCGGCUGGCCGGCCACGGGGGCGACGGGGCGGGAGGGCCGCUGGGCGAGGCGCUGGUCAGCCCCGACGGGACCGUCACGGAGGCCCCGCGCACCGUCAAGAAGAUCCAGUUUGCUGACCAAAAGCAAGAAUUCAACAAGCGUCCCACGAAGAUCGGCCGCCGUUCGCUAUCCCGCUCCAUCUCUCAGUCAUCGACCGAUAGCUACAGCUCUGGUAGGUGCUUCUAA